Messenger RNA from Pollicipes pollicipes, 1953 nucleotides. Its product is annotated as chorion peroxidase. NCBI's taxonomy places the organism in Eukaryota, Metazoa, Arthropoda, Thecostraca, Pollicipedomorpha, Pollicipedidae. The coding region runs from base 1 to 1953 and encodes 650 amino acids. The transcript has 6 exons. Gene Ontology annotation, biological process: response to oxidative stress. The record is from RefSeq and is a predicted model, not a curated record. Gene Ontology annotation, molecular function: peroxidase activity; heme binding.
AUGUGCUUCGACCUCACAGCGACCAAGCCGCUGCCGGCCGACACGGCGGUGCUGGGCUCCCACGCCAGGAAGGUCAACGUCACCCGGCUGCUGACGGAGCAGCGGCUGCUGGAGGCGCAGCUCCUGGCUGAGGGCCGGGUGCCACAGCCCAACUCAGCCGCCUACAAGCAGAUGUUGAACGCGCUCUCCACGGACGAGGCUCAGGAGCUCGGCCGCGCCGGCCUCCGGCAAUCACUCACGCUGUGCGGCUGCAGCGGCUUCCGGGACAACAGCACCGGUAACGUGACACAGAGAGCGGACAGGAGCCCGCAUCCAGCGGUCCACCUGCCGUACUGCGAGCCGGAGCCUGUCCCACACUGCCAGAGGAGCAGGCCGUUCCGCACCAGCGACGGAGAGUGUAACAACCUGAUGCACCCGCGCUGGGGUCGCGCUCUGACCGGACUCGGUCGCCUGCUGCCCAACACGUACGACGACGGCCUGUUCCGGAGCGCCGAGUCGGACGCGGCGUCCGCUGCCCUGGUGGCGUUCGGCCAGUUCCUCGCGCACGACACCAUACAAACGCCUGUGUACCGGAUCAACGCGCACACGGGGCUGCAGUGCUGCGGCGCCGACGGCAGCGCGCCGCCCACUCCGCCGGUGCACCCGCAGUGCUUCCCGAUCGAGGUGGCGGCCGACGACCCGUUCUACGGCACGCUGGGGCGCCGCUGCCUCAACCUGGUGCGCUCGCUGUUCGCUCCCGACCCCACCUGCGAGGCGCGACCCGCGGCGCAGCUCAACGCGCUCACAGCCUACCUGGACGGCUCGGCGGUGUAUGGGGUCGACCACUACGCCGAGCGGCGGCUGCCGAGCGUGUACAGCGAGCCUGACCCUGUACCCGGGGCCAAGCACCAGCGGCGGCGGGCGGCCGACAGCGCCUGUCACGCGGGCUGCGUGGGCUGCAUCUGCUUCGACGCAGGCGACAACCGCGUCAACGAGCAGCCGCCGCUGGCACUGCUGCACACGUUGUGGGUGCGCGAGCACAACCGGGUGGCGGCGGCGCUCGUGCGGCGGCACCCGCAUGCCGGCGACGAGUGGCUCUUCCAGACGGCGCGCAAGGUGACGGUGGCGGAGCUGCAGCACGUCACGUACAACGAGUUCCUGCCGAGCCUGCUGGGGCUUGGCUUCAGCCUGCGACACGGCCUGCUGCCGCUCAGGGAGGGCUUCUCCACCUUCUACGACGACGAAGUCAGCGCCGAGCUGUCCGUCGAGUUCACCACGGCCGCCUUCCGCCACGGCCACUCGCAGGUGCAGAACGACCUGUGGCUCGCUUCGCGCUCCGGCGACGUAGCCGAGCGCUACCUGGUGCCCGAGCUGUUCGCGCCGUCGCUGCUGCUGCCCGCGCAGCGUGUGGACGGCAACUCGGAGCGCGCCGUGUUCGGCGACCUCUUCCGCAGCCAGCAGCCGUCCGGCCUGGACCUGCCGGCCCUGAACGUGCAGCGCGGCCGCGACCACGGCCUCGCCCCGUACGUGGACGCGGUGGCGCUGUGCCUGGGCCUGCGGCUGACCACCUGGUACAGCCUGCGGCAGCUGAUCCCGGAGGAGGACGUGACGCGCCUGCGCACGGUCUACAGCAGUCCGCGGGACGUCGACCUCUAUAUCGGCGGCCUCCUGGAGCGCCACGCGACCGGCGCGCAGGUCGGUCCCACGUUCCAGUGCAUCAUCGGCGACGCCUUCUUCCGCCUGCGCUUCGGCGACCGGUUUUUCUACGACAACGGCGAGCUGGCGCACAGCUUCUCGCCCGUGCAGCUGCGCGAGGUGCGCCACACGAGCCUGGCGCGGCUGCUGUGUGACACGCUCGGGCCGCUGUUGCCUCACGUGACGCCGCUGGCGUUCAGCCUGCCUUCGGCCGAGACCAAUCCGGCAGUCAAGUGUGACUCGCUUGCCGUGCCGGAGGUCGACUUGAGCGUGUUCUGA